Molecule: messenger RNA, 522 nt
Organism: Ananas comosus (pineapple)
Lineage: Eukaryota; Viridiplantae; Streptophyta; Magnoliopsida; Poales; Bromeliaceae
Product: synapsin-1-like
Exons: 1
Coding region: 1-522 (173 amino acids)
Source: RefSeq, a predicted model, not a curated record
AUGAGCCGGGCCCACGAGUUCGCAGAGGGCCCCCGCGCUCCGGCUGCAGGCGGCCCGGGCCACAGCUCCCGAUGCUGGCCGAGCCCGCAAGUUGUGCAGCGGGCCGGACCGGCCCGCGCGCCUGAUGCUAGGCAGCCGGGCCAACGCUCCCGCUGCAGGCCUGGUUUGGGGCCCGUGGCGGGCCAGGUCAGUUCUCCAUCUGCGGGCCGCGCCUGGCCUUCCCCCAGCAGACCGGGCCGGGCCCGCUCGUAUGCAGCAGGCUGGACCGGGCCAGUGCUCCAGCUGAGGGCUGGGUCUGUCCCCCUCCGAAGCGGGCCGGACCGGGCUCUCUCGGCCCGCUCGCCCGCUACGGGCAGGCCGGGCCGUCAAGCCACCAGCGGGCCAGGCCGGGCCCGCAAGUCAGUAGGAGGCCGGGACAAAUCCCCGCAUCCGCUGCGGGGCGGGCCGCGCCGGCUCGCCAGUUUCUGGGCGGCCGGGUGGCGCCGCGAAGCGCACGGCGCUGGGCCUGGUCCUGUGCGGUAG